This is a messenger RNA of Achroia grisella, 2184 nucleotides long. Its product is annotated as Bardet-Biedl syndrome 7 protein homolog. The coding region runs from base 1 to 2184 and encodes 727 amino acids. NCBI's taxonomy places the organism in Eukaryota, Metazoa, Arthropoda, Insecta, Lepidoptera, Pyralidae. Gene Ontology annotation, biological process: intracellular transport; intracellular protein localization; cilium assembly. The transcript has 15 exons. Gene Ontology annotation, cellular component: ciliary basal body; neuron projection; axoneme. The record is from RefSeq and is a predicted model, not a curated record. Gene Ontology annotation, molecular function: protein binding.
AUGGAUUAUGACUUAUCACGUGUUGACUAUUCGAUUUGUGGGAUCACAUUUCCGGAUACACUAAAAAUAUUGCCCUCUAGUGUCGGUGCAAAGAUUCAGCAAAAGUUCACUAUUGGCGACAAAAAUGGCGUAUUGCAUUGCCUGGGUAUUAAAGACGAAGAACCAGUUGUGCAGUUUAAAACUUUACCAGGGAAACCAAUAACGUCUGUUCAACUUGCCUCGAACAUGGGUACACUAACAGAUAAAGUAUUUGCAGCAUCAGGUAACGAGGUCAAAGGUUACACUAGAAAAGGAAAAGUGUUCCUUACAAUCGAAACACCUCUUACCGAAACAAUUACAUCUAUGUGCGUUUUGGGUGUCGACUUAAUCUUAUGCAGUGGACGAACUGUGACAUGUUAUCGAGAUUUACGUGAAACACAUUCGUAUAUUUGUGACGAUAGAGUGCUAGACAUAGCAGCAUUUAAUACACCAAAUAAUAUACGAAUACGACUUCUUGUGCUGAUCGCUAACAAAGGAGCAGAGAUAUUGGAGAAUGGUUAUACAUUGGCCCAUACCGCCAUAUCCGCAGGACCAACCAGACUCGCAGUUCCUCCAUCACUACAUGUUCUUGAUGUGUAUGCAUUCUACGGCGCAGCUGAUGGUUCCAUAGGUCUCAUAGUUUAUGAAGACUCAACUUUAACAAGUAAAUGUCUAAUGGAAGGAAGAGGAUUGGGGGCUGUAGUGUGUCUAGGUUGGUUCAUGGGAAAUGGAGGAACACAUCUUGCUGUCGGUCGGCACGAUGGUUCCAUUCAGCUCUAUCUUAUUGACAUGGAAAACAUCGCUGGAAAACCACGCCUCAAAUUCACAUAUUUUUGCGGUGAGCCUGUAACAUCUGUAUGUGGUGGUUGUGUGGGUUCAGAAGACCAUGAAUUGCUGGCAGCUACUUUCUCAGGAAGAAUCUUCGGACUCCGGACACAACGUCUAGUUAUAGGUGUUGCCAAUAUAAAUAAUAUUUCACAAGAUGCUUUAACUUCCCGACGAGCUAAACUUGAAUCAGAAGUAGCCCGUUUAGAAAAACAAACUGCUAAUGAACGCGAGAAGUAUCAGCGCAAUACUCGAUCGUUACAUGGAGGACUAUCUGCACCACCGUUAUUGGAUAUACAGUAUGAGCUUCAAGGAGCCACUCGUGAUGGCUGGCAAGAAGUGAACAUCACAUCUGCUGUUCCUCUGGAUAUGUUGUUUAUUUAUUGUAACCUGGAACUAGAUCUAUUAACGGAUAAUGCAGCUGUACUGAGCGUAUGCUCAUCUCAAAGCAGCGUUAAGGACCUUUUAGCAACAGUGCGAUGUCAGGCUGGUACUAGAAGUGUUUGGGUGCGUAUGCGCUAUACACCCCAGACAAACAAUCCAGUAUCCAGGGCGGAAUCUGUACAAGUACUCAUAUAUGCUUUACCAGCGGCUGCUCCUAGAGUAGCUCGCCUUAUUACACUGCGGUUACCGGUUUUGCCUUACUACUCUCUUCACGAGAAUAUGGAUUCGGAAAACGAAGAAAGAUCCUGGUGCCAAGUACACGUUACUGGUAGUUUCUCAGUGGCAGAAAUAACAUCCUGGUUAGCUGACGCUUUGCCUGGUGAUUUACCUCGACCUUCGGCAAACGUAGCUUUCGCACGCUCACAUACACUUCUUCGAACCGUACUUAUAUGUAGAUAUCAGCGAGGAAUGGCCAUAUUCAUAUCGGACAACGUUACAACAAUAGCCAUUAUCAAAGAUAUUAUAUCGAACUGUUCGGUAAAGAAAAAUAUUCGUAUAGAAAUUUCGUGUGACAUUCCAGAUAAUUGUUGUGUGCAAUCAUUUCAUGGAAUAAAGGAUCAGUUUAUAUCUGAAUAUCAAACAUAUAAGGAUAACAAAUUAAAGAAUGCUAUUGGCGCGCUAGAUUUAGAUGACAAAAUAGGGAGUGAUGAUGCAGCUAUAGUGUGCAACGAUUACCAACGCGUUUUAAAUAUUCCCGAAGCUGUUUUGGCAAACACACAUUUUGAAGAGCUUGUAGAUACUAUAGAAAAUUGGUAUAUAGACUUCCAAACACUUAAAUUGCGAAAUGGUGACUGUACUACUGAAGGGAUAAAAUUACACAAGGCUCUGUAUGAUUGUGAAUUGGAACAGGUAUUAUUAAUGCUCGCUAAUAAAAACGCACAUCCACAUGACAACUGA